AUGCCAGCUUUUUCCAAAGAGGCCGUCAAAACGAAGACCGAUAAUUGCAGAGAUCGGAAGCGCGCAGCGUCGCUGAAUAAUUGGGUGGCCAAACCGUGGGUGAAACAGUUCUUGAAAGAAGCUGCACAGAAGCACCUCCAGAAGUUUCACAACACGUGUGCAACCCUUCGACGUGAGAAGGCGGACCUUUCAAAGCAGGUCAAGACCCAGCGCAAGGAGUUGUUUGUCAUGCGUCGCGACAAGUUCGUGGCCGAGCGCGCGGCCGAGAACAACCGCAAGGCCUACGAGAGGGCCACGACGGGAAAGGACAAACUGGACGGCGUGGUGGAGGAAGCAGCGCGCCUCAGGCAACAGCUGCGCAAGGCCAGAGCCGAGGGCAGAGCGGAGGGCGCGGCCGCGGCCAAGAGGGAGGCGGCGAAGGAACACAACAGCUUGCAGAACGCACUCUGGGAGAAUAAGGCCAAGUACAACAAACUCCUCUCGGAGAAGUGCCGCUUCCUCGCGCUGGCCACCGCCGCGCAGAGGGAGAACUACUUCGAGCUGGCUAAGUGCCACCAGAUAACAGGUCACAGCAGCAACAUUGAGAACACAUACUUGCGCCUGGAUGAAGCGAGGAUGAAGUACGUGCUCAAAAAGGAAAGGACAAUUCGCUUUGGCUCGGUCGAGGAAUGGAGCGACAUUGAAGCCGAUGAAGUCGACUUGGGCAAAGAGGACGACUGGAGGAAGACGGACAAGCAGAAACCAGUUCAAUGGGAGCAGUGGGGAGGCAUCGUCGAGCGCGGUCGGCCGCAUGCGCUGGCGCUGACUAGAUUUGAUCCGCGCCGCGCGACUCGUCGCGCCCCAGGGCCAGGGCCAAUUCGCAAGCGGGAUGGAAGCCGACCACCAGGAAGCAUUUGGAGAAUACCAACGUGGUUUUGCAUACCGACGGCGCCCGCGCAUACAGAAUGCGCAACCCCCGGUGUUAUUCGCGACAACGUGGUGCAUUGCAAGAAAAAGGUCGUCUUUAAAGGAAAGACAGUAUGGGUGAAACCGAAGUACUCAGAGAUUAAGAAGCACAUUCUUCCUGGCAGGCAGCACCUUUCUGCGAAAACAGGCGCGCAGAUCAUCGACCGUUUCUGGUCCCACUUGAGAGCGCACCUGGGCAAGCGCGCGCGCAAGGUCAACAACGUAUCCAUGUGUCGACGUAUUCGUUCUGCUCAGUGGACGCACUGGGAGAAAGGCCAGGACCUGUGGGUCCGCGCAGGUGAGAUGCUGAGGGCUCUCUAUUGA
Messenger RNA from Prorocentrum cordatum, 1269 nucleotides. Lineage: Eukaryota; Dinophyceae; Prorocentrales; Prorocentraceae. The record is from the annotation of a GenBank genome assembly.